Molecule: messenger RNA, 1728 nt
Organism: Vitis riparia (riverbank grape)
Lineage: Eukaryota; Viridiplantae; Streptophyta; Magnoliopsida; Vitales; Vitaceae
Product: hydroxypyruvate reductase
Exons: 10
Coding region: 126-1274 (382 amino acids)
Molecular function (GO): phosphoglycerate dehydrogenase activity; NAD binding
Source: RefSeq, a predicted model, not a curated record
UCCAAACUGCUUGAGAAAUUUGCCCAUUUUUGGAAAACAAAUUCGAGCACUGUUUUCGACUGGGCUCAACCCAGACGGGUUAAGCCCAAACCAGUACCGUAAAAAACCCAUUUUCCAGUGAAAAAAUGUCACAAUCGUGCCAUAUGACGGCUAUGGUGGUUUGUAAGCCGGCAUUUGGGAUUGUUUCCAAAGUAGCGUUUCAAUUCUUUAGCAGUGCAGUGUUUCCAAGGAAGAUAGACAAAAUGGUUAAGGAUAGCAACGGUUGCAUCACUCGUCUUCUCUUUUGUGGGCCAAAUUUUCCUGCUUCAAAUAAAUACACUAGAGAAUAUUUACAAAACUACCCAUUUAUCCAGGUGGAUGAUUCUUCCUUUGAAGAGGUGCCUGAUGUUAUUGCUGACUAUGAUAUGUGUAUAGUAAAAAGCAUGCGGCUAGAUUCAAAUAUUAUUUCUCGUGCAAAUAAGAUGAAGCUUAUAAUGCAGUUUGGUGUUGGGCUAGAAGGUGUUGACAUCAAUGCUGCUACAAAAUGUGGAAUUAAAGUCGCUAGAAUCGCGAGUGGUGAAACUGGUAAUGCUGCCUCAUGUGCAGAAAUGGCCAUAUAUCUGAUGCUGGGACUUCUCCGGAAGCAAAAAGAGAUGCAGAUUUCUUUAAAACAGAAAAUAGUUGGAGAGCCUAUUGGUGAUACACUAUUUGGAAAAACUGUAUUCAUUAUGGGGUUUGGAAAUAUUGGGAUUGAUUUGGCAAAGCGCUUGCGACCAUUCGGUGUAAGAAUUCUUGCUACAAAACGGAGUUGGGCCUCUCAGUCUCUAAAUUCUAGCCAAUCAAAUGGGUUUCCCACUCCAAAUGAUAAUGCUGAUGAAUUGGUUGAUGAGAAGGGUGGUCAUGAAGCUAUCUAUGACUUUGCAAGCAGUGCUGACAUAGUUGUUUGCUGCUUGAGAUUGAAUAGUGAAACAGCUGCCAUAAUAGACAAGAAAUUCAUAUCUUCAAUGAGGAAGGGUGGCCUUUUGAUAAAUAUUGCCCGAGGGGGUCUCAUGGACUAUGAGGCUGUUGCUUAUCACCUUGAAUCUGGCCACUUGGGAGGCCUGGGGACUGAUGUUACUUGGACUGAGCCAUUUAAUCCUGAUGACCAAAUUUUGAAGUUCCAGAAUGUCAUAGUCACACCACAUGUUGCAGGGGUUACAGAACAUUCUUAUAGAUCCAUGGCUAAGGUUGUAGGUGAUAUUGCCCUCCAACUUCAUGCUGGGGCUCCUCUGACAGGAUUAGAGUUCGUCAACUGAACCGGUUUAGAAAAUUGGUCAAUUCACUGAAAUUAUUUGAUUCAGAUGCCCAUUUCCUUAUUCAAAAAGUUGAGUAGAUCCUUGUGAUAUUAAAGACUUUAUGUUAGUUUAAAAUUAAUGGAUUUUCACAGGUGAGAAAGAAAUUGGUCACAGGCUGCUCCAUUGCUGUUGUGUUAUGUGCUGAAAUGCAAUUUGAUGGCAGGGAUUAAGCCAAAAACCAGGAAAAUUAAAAAAAGCCAAAAACCCAGACUGGUAAGCAGGGAUUAAGCUUAGAAUUAUUGUAAGAACUAUGUGCUGAAAUGCAAUUUGAUGGCUCAAUUUGAUCUGUUGAUAAUCGAUUUUAGAAUCCUGUAGGGUGCUCCUGCUGUUAAUUUGAAAUUUGAAUGACUACCCUAUUUACUUCGACCUUGGGAAACUAUUAGCUUAAAAGAAACUUCUGAUUAUUAGCUUAAAA